Prorocentrum cordatum is the source of this 1093-nucleotide messenger RNA. The record is from the annotation of a GenBank genome assembly. NCBI's taxonomy places the organism in Eukaryota, Dinophyceae, Prorocentrales, Prorocentraceae.
GCCGCUGGCACGAGUUCGUGCGGCAAGUGGGCGAGGCGCUGCCAGUGGUGCCGUCGAGGAUCGGGGGGCACGCGUGGCAGCCGGGCCGGGCGACGUAUUGCGACAAGUGCGGCAACCCGCGCCCGGAGAGGGCGCACCAUUGCCUCACCUGCGACAUGUGCGUGAUGCGGAUGGACCACCACUGCCCGUGGAUCAGCAACUGCGUCGGCAUAGGGAACCACAAGUUCUUCCUCCUGCUUGGCUUCUACGGCUGGCUGGCAGGAGCGUCGUGGGCAUCGUGACCACGGCGCCCGAGCUGCUCUACUGCGGGGAGGCGCUGUGGCGGCGCGGCCCGGAGGCCCUCGAGCUAGGGAUCUGGAGCACCAACUUCGUCAUGUACGAGGGUUACAUCUCUGCGGGCGAGAACAUCAAGCAGGAGCUGACAACCGUUAGUGAGGCGAGGGACCGCUGCGCCGAGAUGCAGCUCUGCCGCGGCUUCUGCUUCCAGAGCAACUCCACCGAAGGCGCUGACGGCCCCGAGCGCGUCAUGGUGUACUAUAAGACCAAGUGGGACAACGUUCCCAACAACGUCCACAGCUCUGGCUGGAGCUCCUAUCGCUUGGAGCAGGCGAGCCGCCUGGCCGCCUCGAGCGUGCUGGCAUUCCUGGUCGGCUCCUGCCUCGCGGUGUUCAUCUCGGUGCUGCUGUACGUGAUGAUGAGCGGCCACGUGCCCCUCGCCAACCACAAUGUGACCACGAUCGAGUCCAACUACGACGGCUCCGCCAACCCGUACGAGCAGGGCAGCAUCAUUGCCAACCUCGAGCAGGUGCUCGGCAAGGUGGGCUUGGACUGGUUCCUGCCAAUAGACCCGUGUCACCCUCUCACUGAUGGCAUCAGCUUCCUGCGCUCCGACGAGCAGUGGGACGACGGCGCCCCCAUGAUGCCCGGGGGCCCCGGCCCGUGGGGCGGGCCCGAGGGUAUGCUGAUGGACACGGGCCCGUUCGACAUCGGCGACGAGACGGAGAGGCUCUGGAGGGCGCGGUACCGCGUCUACCCCCCAGUGGUCGACCCGAAGCCCAUGGGCGAGCCGCAGAGCUUCUGGGGGUGCCAUUGA